Morus notabilis is the source of this 1285-nucleotide messenger RNA. RefSeq lists its product as uncharacterized. Gene Ontology annotation, cellular component: U12-type spliceosomal complex. Gene Ontology annotation, biological process: mRNA splicing, via spliceosome. NCBI's taxonomy places the organism in Eukaryota, Viridiplantae, Streptophyta, Magnoliopsida, Rosales, Moraceae. Gene Ontology annotation, molecular function: protein binding. Bases 195 to 995 code for a protein of 266 amino acids. The record is from RefSeq and is a predicted model, not a curated record. The transcript is spliced from 5 exons.
GAGGAAUUGCCUCCGACACAAGCACCAAAAGAAAAGAGAGCUUCGAAGCUCCUCCUUCACAUCACAAAUCACAAUUACCAAUGCUGAUGCGUGUUUUUCUCUCUUAGGAAUCUCUCUCUCUCUCUCUCUCUUGAGUAGAUAUAUAUUUAUAAGAUUGAGGACAAUGGAUUGUGGAUUCGGCAACGCUGAGCGCAAUGGCUCGUUGCAGGGUCUGCACCAGCGAUGACGAUUUCGCCUCUCCUCGCUUUUCGCUCGAAACGCAUCGACGAUCUCUGGCUUUUCCCUUGUCUCCUCUCUCGCUCAUAAAUGGCCUUUCUCGGAAGAGUGUUUCUCUCUCCUACGAUAAGCUUCCUCAGCAGCCCCUGAAGCUCUCCAUUCUCAAACUCGACGGCUCAUCCUUCGGUGUUGAAGUUGCAAAAACAGCCACUGUUGAGGAACUUAAGCGGGCAGUGGAGGCAGUCUUCUGUCCCCUUCCACAGAAAAUUUCAUGGCAACACGUAUGGGGACGUUUCUGUUUGAGCUAUAACGGUCAGAAGUUAGUCGUAGAUACUGACUACGUUAGAGAUUAUGGUGUCAAAGAUGGUGAUCAGCUUCAUUUCAUGCGACACGUCUCAAUGAGCUAUAACAUGGUAAAAAAGCGAUCCAGGAAAGGAUUUGCUGCUUCAAAACACAAAAAGAUCUGCAACAAUGAAGAACAAAAUGACAAGGAAAACAACAAAUGCGAUACUAAAGGGAAGGGGAAGCUUCAUCAUCAUGCCGAUCAAGGUUGUUUCAUAGGACAACAUGAAAUCAGGCUGACUCAUUUGUUCGGAGAGUGGUUUUCGCACUGCAAGAUCGCAUUUCUUGGAAAAAAGAGAGUUGAAGAUCUAGCAUGUCCCGCAAGAGUCACAACUGGUUUCUUGGGAGGUUUUAAGAAGAUCAUACAACGUUGUAGUGAGAAAUGCUAUUCUCGAAAGGCUACUAUAUUGCUUUCUCACGGAAGACGCUAUCCUUGAAGGAAUAUUCAAAGAAAUAACCAAUGCUUGGAAACCACUAUUGGUAUUUGAUAAAAUAUUGGUUGAAGUGACGAAUACCUGACUUGCAUUUUGCUUUGGUUCUUGAUUCUCUGGUGCUCACAUCACAGAGAGUCUUGUUGGUAGAAGUUAAAAACUCUAGUGCUAGUGAAUAAUAUUUUAUGCUUAUCGUCUCUAUGAAAGAGCAUAUUAUUGAGUUAAUUAGUGACCCCAGUUGAAUGAUACUUAAUUUUAGUGCAUUAAUUCUUACUUCACAUGGUAGGAGUCAGAUU